This is a messenger RNA of Lemur catta (Ring-tailed lemur), 4226 nucleotides long. RefSeq names its product SS18L1 subunit of BAF chromatin remodeling complex (gene SS18L1). The coding region runs from base 98 to 1306 and encodes 402 amino acids. The record is from RefSeq and is a predicted model, not a curated record. The transcript is spliced from 11 exons. Lineage: Eukaryota; Metazoa; Chordata; Mammalia; Primates; Lemuridae. Gene Ontology annotation, molecular function: transcription coactivator activity. Gene Ontology annotation, biological process: positive regulation of dendrite morphogenesis; positive regulation of transcription by RNA polymerase II. Gene Ontology annotation, cellular component: nucleus.
CCGCCCCCCGCGACUGCGGAGAAUGGGCACCGCGGGCCGCCGAGCGCAGCCGGAGAGCGCGCCCCGGUGACUCCGGGCUGAGCCCCGCGCCGCCAGCAUGUCCGUGGCCUUCGCGACCGCCCGGCCGAGAGGCAAAGGGGAGGUCACGCAGCAAACCAUCCAGAAGAUGCUGGACGAGAACCACCACCUGAUCCAGUGCAUCCUGGAGUACCAGAGCAAGGGCAAGACGGCCGAGUGCACCCAGUACCAGCAGAUCCUGCACCGGAACCUGGUGUACCUGGCCACCAUCGCAGACUCCAACCAGAACAUGCAGUCCCUGCUCCCUGCCCCGCCCACCCAGAACAUGUCGCUGGGCCCCGGAGCGCUGACGCAGAGCGGUUCCAGCCAGGGCCUGCACCCCCAGGGCAGCCUGAGCGACGCCAUCGGCACCGGCCUGCCCCCGUCCUCCCUCAUGCAGGGCCAGAUCGGCAAUGGCCCGAACCACGUGUCCAUGCAGCAGACGGCCCAGAGCACACUGCCCACAACCUCCAUGAGCAUGUCGGGCAGCGGGCACGGCACAGGGCCCGGCUACAGCCACUCGGGACCUGCCUCGCAGACUGUCCCCAUGCAGGGCCAAGGCGCCAUCGGCAGCUACGUGUCCCGGACCAACAUCAACAUGCCAUCCAACCCAGUGUCCAUGAUGCACCAGCAGGCCGCCACGCCCCACUACAACUCGGCACAGGGCGGGAGCCAGCACUACCCGGGCCAGACGUCCAUCGCCAUGAUGGGCCAGGGCGGCCAGGGGAGCAGCAUGAUGGGGCAGCGGCCCAUGGCGCCCUACCGGCCCUCCCAGCAAGGCUCUUCCCAGCAGUACCUGGGCCAGGAGGAGUACUACGGCGAGCAGUACAGCCACGGCCAGGGCGCCUCGGAGCCCAUGGGCCAGCAGUACUACCCGGACGGCCACAGCGAUUACGCCUACCAGCAGUCGUCCUACACGGAGCAGAGCUACGACCGGUCGUUCGAGGAGUCCACGCAGCACUACUACGAGGGCGGGAACUCCCAGUACAGCCAGCAGCAGGCCGGGUACCAGCAGGGCACGGCGCAGCAGCAGACGUACUCCCAGCAGAGCUACCCCAACCAGCAGAGCUACCCCGGGCAGCAGCAGGGCUACGGGCCUGCCCAGGGAGCACCCUCGCAGUACCCCAGCUACCAGCAGGGCCAAGGCCAGCAGUACGGAAGCUACAGGGCGACGCAGGCGGGGCCCUCAGCCCAGCAGCAGCGGCCUUACGGCUACGAGCAGGGCCAGUAUGGAAAUUACCAGCAGUAAGGGACAAGCGUCCUUGUUGGAGCCCUGUGGUUGUGUGUUCAUCCAGGGGAUGGACGGGCCGCUGGCAGUUCUGAUGAAUUGUGACAUGUUGGUUACCCCUUCGCCCAGUGCCACGUCUGCAUGUGAAGCGUGCUCAUUUCAUGCUGGGUAUGACGCCGAGCGAGCACCGCGGGCACGAACCAGCGCUUUGGUGGUGCGACACAUCUGGUGCUGUGUAUAGUAUCGUACGUCGACACGAUGGAGCGGUUGUACUGUCCUUGUCCCCCACCCUUCUUGAUGUUUCUAGCUAGCUUUGGGGGUCAUUUUGUCAUCAGAGUAUUCUGUGCCCAGUGAUGGGUCGCAGCUAGAAGACACCACAGUCCUCGUAUUUCUGUGAACAGACCCCUCCCCUCCGGCAGUUGUCCCAUCCUGGGUUGUAACGUUUCUUGCACCGGCCACCCGCAGCCUGACACACGUGCAGCCCCUGGGUGGCAGCCUCUUCCUGUGCCUCGAUGGGUGGGUGGGAGGGCGUCUCCUGUGUUCGGGGCGGCGAAAGGGAUCGGCACGCUUCGGUGCGGAGGCCGCGGACGGUCCUUGCUUAGCUCGCUCUUACCUCUGUCUCGCCAGCUCCGUUCAUCCAGGAAGGUGCAUGUUCUCAUGUUAAAAAGCAAAGUGGGAUCAAUGAUUAUAUUCCAGAUAAAUAUGAGCCCACGGGGGCCGUGUGCAGUUCUCUGAACCCGGGGAGAGGGUUUCACGGAAGGAAACAGGCGGUCCUCUGGGCAGGGGGUCGCAGUUGGGAAUUACUCUGGCUUUGAGCCUUGUCUAUCUGGCGGUCAUUUCUGGGAUUUGAAUGUUUAAUACGCCCAAUUCUAAACGUGUAGAAUAUUUGAAAUACUGAUACUGAGUUUUCCAGAUGGCUGGCAAGUGGUUUAUUUUAUGUUAUUUCUUCCAGGACCUGCUUGUGCAGAUCUCCAAGCAAGCGUCCUUUUCUUUUAGGGAAAUCUGACAUUGGCGUCUUAUUUUUAAAAGGAGCCCCAGUAACUUUGUUGUGUUCUAUAUAAUGAAAAGUGAAGGUUUUAUAUAGAAAAAUUUGAGUAAUUUUUACAUUGCUAGGACAGUCGAUCCCACUUAAAUUCUGUGAGACAUUAAAGACAGCUCACAUGGGAAAGUACAGUCAGAGGGAAAAGUCCUGCGUUUCCACUGAUAAGUCACAUGGACAUUUGAUCAACCUUUACUUGGAUAAUAAUAUUCAUAUUUACUAUGAAUCCUUUUUCAAAAAAAGUCUUUGGAUAAAUACUGACAUAUUUCCAAGAACUACCCAGAAAAUACAAAAAAAUCCAAUGCUUGAUAUAUUAUGCCUGCUGCUGCUGUUUUUCUUUCACUGAUAAAUUUUAUGUUUUAAAAAUUUAAAGUAUUAUAAUACUUUAUACAGAGUUGAGUGCUUUAGAAUUUACAAGGCACUUUGAUCGUUUUUGCUUGAUUUAACCCUGGCAGCCCACGUGGGGAGGCGUGGAGCAGUCACUGUUCCCAUUUCACAGGUGAGGAGCCGCGGCUCAGAGGAGAGGACUUGGCUGUGCCGAGUGCCAGUCCCGUUCUAGGACGUUCUCCCCUCUGUGAGACAGCACACAAAAGUGAGGAUAGAAGCGUUUGUUGGGUAGGCAUGAGGGUUUUAAAAACCCUUAACACUGGUAAGGGCUUAGAAAUAUAUGUCCAUAUUAAAUUACUGAAAUGAGAAUUCUUAAUUGCUAAAUGACAAAGGUAUCAGCAAUUUCAUUUAGGGACUCAUCUCCCUUGAUUUUGUUCUUUUCCUUUCUGACAAUUUUCAUAGAACUAAUUUGCAACUCAAUUGGGGACUAAAAUUUCCCAUUGAGAAUGUUAAACAUUUUAGAUAACUGUGAAAAUAGUUUAUUUUUAUUCCUUGCCAAUCUGGGAAUAUGCCUUUUAUGUGUGUGUGUGUGUGUGUGUGGUUUUUUUUAAGUGCUGUAUUAAUACUUUUUGAAAGAAAAGGACACUUAAAAAAACUUAUCCCAAAACUUCAAUCUGAAAUGUCUUACAUUAAGAAUAUCUUGAAUGUUGUGUAUAUAUUUUAAAAAGCACUUUGCGAAACAGUUUGUACAUUUAUUUCCUAAUUUAUACAUGAUUUUUGGUGUUAAUAUAUUUAAGGAUUAAUAACAGAAUGUUUAUUUAAGGUGUCGUCCAUUUUUAUGUAUUGUGGGGAAAAGUGAUGCAAGCAGUUCUUUUUCGUUAACUGUAUUAUAUCUUCUCUUUUGUAAUGUGAACACUGGGACACGCAUAGGCUACAGCGAAUUGUUUGUGCAGUGUGGUUGCUGGUGCUUUGUGUUUUAAGGCUGCCUCUACCGCAGGCUGGUGAACGUGCAAAGGAAGAUUUGAAACUGAUGCUCAUUCUCCUGUUGUUCUCCAACAUCCAGCAAGCUGUGAACUUAAAAGGUGAUGACCACAGUUUUCACAAGUGCAGACAAAUUCAUAUUGGUAAACAAACAAAAGCUCAUCACCCUUGUGGGUUUGUUGAAUCAACGGUACUUAGCAUAUUAAAAAGUCCAUCAGAACUCACAGUCUUUAUAAUGGUAUUAAGGUGGACGAGAUCGCCUAGGAUCUGAAAGGAAACCUUAAUAUGUUCAUAGGGUAGGAGUAUAAGUGAACCUCUGGUUUUGUCAGAGUUUUUAAUAUGUAUAGGCUUGAAUAUCGGGCGUCCCUUCAAAACUGUAAAAAGAGGAAGACAGUUUCCAUUUCCACUUAAAAUUUUUUUAGCCAUUACUUCACUUCUAUUUAUUGAACAGGUCAAAUUCAUCUUGUUAUUUGUGAAUACAGUACAUUUUUUUAAAACAUCCUUGUCGGUUAAUUUUUUUUUCAGUUGGAGUUUGGCAUAUAAAUUGUUUAUGCUUUGGUGUAAUCUCCUAAUAAAAUGGUUCUUCAAAAAUCA